CAAGCGUCAAAAUGCGGCUGAACUGACCCUCCCUGGUAAACAUGGCUCUCGGUAAUAUCCAGUGCUCAAAGUGAUUACAUCUCCGAAAGCCUCCAUCAAAAGAUACCUCAAAUCAUGCUUCAGCAACAAUUUCUAGGGAAUAUUUUCUGACUUCACCGAAACCAGCCGGCACAUCGAUAUUCAACUCAGAAGCCGUGGAUCUGGACGCAUGCCACUCCAAACUUUAGCCGAUGGCUUCCAGUGUUGUAGGCGUCAUCGCUGAAAUCCUGCUCGUCUCCUCGGGGGUCCGCUAUUCCAUCAAGGAAACCAGACAUCAAACAUAUAUGGAUUAAACUGGCAACGAAACGACCCUCUGCAACGGUCGCCCAUUCCAUGGCUGCCCAAUUUUGGAGCGAACUAUAUUUCAACUCUCCCAGAAUAGAACCGUCAGCUCAGUCGAUCUCGUACGUAAUGGCAGAUCUCACUGGUAACACAACGCCUGGUGAAUUGAUACGUCGCUUUUCAUGGGAUAUGGAGAGCAGGGAGAACCCCGGUGAGGACAGUGUGGAAUUCAAGCAACUACGGAGUGACUUUGUAGAGCACAUCAGAGCCAGUAUGGAUGAGAGUGAAACCGAAGCACCUCGCCUUGAUCGUUACUUCUCGAAAGCGAGGCCAGGCGAUGAAGAGGCGUUCAAGAAGACCAAAGCGGGACUACACGCAUGUAUGCAGGCCUUCCAGGCUCUGGUUCCUGAGGAACUUGGGGUGACAGUUAUCCCAGCAUCAUGGUCGGAUGUGGAGUUAGCAGUUUCGGCGGUGCAAGAACAUUGGGAAUCUCAGUCUCUAAACAGGAGUUCACGAGCAAGGGAAUGGCUCAGAAAGAUGUGUAAUGGCUUGAACAACCACAAGGCAGUUCUAGAUCUGCUUCCAAAGGAGUCCGAGUACGUCUCAGUAAUAGCCGGCGCCGUCGUCAUGAUAAUCAAAGCUUCCGCAAACUACACGAAAAUCUCUGAGUCAUUUGCAAAUGGCGUCAUUGCAAUCAACGACGCCGUGGCCUUGGUACAAGAUAACCAGGUUUACAACACACCUCGGCUACAAGAACUCUCUAUGCGUCUUUACACAGGAGUGUUCCGUUACCUCACGAAUUUCAUGACCUGGUUUCGGAGUAAGAGCAUGAAGAGAUUGCUAUGGAGUCUGAACGAGAACCUUGCACAGACGUUUGCAGAUGACAUUCAACAAGUGAAGAGCACCUCUACUCUAAUCUCGCAGCAGAUUCAGGUCUACAUGUCGAUGGACGUUCGGAUAUCAAAGUUGCAAGGAAGAGAAACAAAUUCGGUCUUGAAACACCUUAUAGCUCUGCUCGAGAACGGCGAGGCUCAGAGAAGGCUUCAAGUCGCAACCCAUGAGCGUAUGUUCGAGAAGAUGCUCACAGCGAGAUUCCAGAGGUCGGAUGAUGAGCUGGACAAAGUUGCCGCCAAGGUCCUGGAUGGUAUCAAGGAGGCUGUGAGACAGACCGUAUCCGGACAAGCCAUAGGAAACAUCCUAGAGCGGCAGGCGUCCAUGGAGACCGGGACUGACGACCAGAUCUCAAGCGAUGUGAAAACCAGGAACUUCGAUGACUCGGAUGACAAACUUGCGUCGUCUGCAGCAGAGAACUUUCCGUUGCCGUCACAGCACGAACAAGAUAUCAAGUUCUGGUCUGCCCACUUGGAAGACCAUUACGACAGCGAGCAAAUCUACCCUUUCCCUGAAGAACCCCAAGGAUUCUACGCCGAGACAAGGUUUGUCUCUCGAUUGAGUGAAUUUACGACAUCACCAGAAUCACAAGUUCUGUACGCCAUGUCCCGGUUUCGGCCCUUAGGCCUGAAUUUACUGCGCGUUUCAGCGGCCAAAUAUGCCGCCCUGUCACGAAGCAACGACGUUCCCGUCAUCUCGUUUUUCUGCCUGCCCCUGUUGGACGAUCCAGGCCAACACAUAGCUCUGCUGUACGCCCUCAUCCGGCAGACCGUCGAGCUUCUGGAUGAGAGCACCUCGAGAUCGAUGGACUCCGUCGAAGAAAAAGUGAAGAGUCUUGAAGGGACUGUCGAUACUUGGGAUGCGGGACUUGAGCUCUUCUCUGAGUUGGCAAUGAGGAUCCGACUCCCGCAACUGGUGUUUGUCAUUGACGGCAUCAACCUGCUAGAAGAUGACUCCGAUCACGCUGCUCAGGAGCGGAUCAGUGGAAUCGUUGGGGUUCUGAAGGAUCUUGCGUGUCCCGGAGCUGUCCCUGGCUGCCAUAUCAAAUUGCUCUUGACAACUGCUGGCUGGUCAACCUGUCUUUGUGAGGAGUUAGACAGCCAUCAGAUUGUGGUGUGCGAUAUCUCGUCACCAGUGGGGCAGGUUCCUCGAAGGUCAAAACGGUCCUUUCUGUAUUAGCUGGGAAUUCGUAACUCAGGAAGCCGCUUGCGACAUUCAAGAUUGAGUCUCGGUGUUUGUCGCCAAAAUUAUCUUACCAAAUGCAUUGUAUUAAUUUUAAAGUGAUUUCUUUUUGUUGUGGGUCUUCAAUGUAGAUUUCAGAUGUGACGAAAUUCCACCACUUAAUCUAGCAAUCAAUUCAUACAAACUUUGAAAAUUAA
This is a messenger RNA of Diaporthe batatas, 2591 nucleotides long. RefSeq lists its product as uncharacterized. The record is from RefSeq and is a predicted model, not a curated record. Lineage: Eukaryota; Fungi; Ascomycota; Sordariomycetes; Diaporthales; Diaporthaceae. Bases 373 to 2391 code for a protein of 672 amino acids. The transcript is spliced from 3 exons.